GUCAGUUGUCUGUCAGGUGUGUUGUUCACUUCCUUUGAUUUGUUGUAUGCAACAACAGGCAGUGGGAAAAGCUAUACACCAACUAAUUAUAAUUCAUUUGCAAUUUAAGCAAUAUUUCAUUUUUAUUGCGAAUUAUAAAAGGAAAAGUGACUGGUUUCAGAGCUAUAAUUAUUAUUUAAAGGAGGAAUCUUAUUAUUGGGCAAUAUUUGCAUUUUUAGUUUGUAAUGUGUUUAAAAUCAUGACAAACUACUGGUGGAUGCAUUGGUUUUGGAUAACAUUUUAUUUACAUGUUAUUUCUGGGGAAACGCUGAUGAACACACUACAUUCCAUUGCAACUACUGAUUUGCCGACAGUAACCCUGGAAAAUUUUGAAAAAUCACUGUCCGAAAAUGCGACCUUUGAUCCGCCCAGUACCACAAGUAGUUCUAAGAGCAUAUCCAAGGCUUCAAAAAAUUUUACAAGUAUCAAAUAUGUUCCAACCCCAAAUAAAAAUUCAAUCAAAUCUAAGCUAAUGGAGUUUUCUGAAGAGAACAAUUCUAGUAGAGUAACUGACACCAAUAAGGAAUUAACUGUGAUAAAUACAAAUGUUAAUUUAACUGAAUAUCAGCCAGAUACAGAUAAUUUAACAUACAAUGGGGAAGAUAUAAACAAUAACCAAAGUCUUAUUCAGAACUCUGAGAGACUUGGAAUUGAGGAGGAAAUAACUGAUAUAGAAAAAACAAAUGGCAACCUAUCAGCAGCUGGUAUAACUGGUAUUACUUUAGGUUGCAUAAUUGUAGUUGGUGUGGUAUGUGUAGUAACAUUUUUUGUUUACCGCACCCACGGAUUUAAUAGGCCUCAAGUACUUAAUGAUAGAUGCAGUAAUCCAGACUCUAGUGGUUAUAUUGAUGAUGCUUCUGUUAGGGAUAAUUCAGAAGAGAUGUACAGUUUAGAUAAUGAUUCAUUUUUGAAUAGCCUAGAAGCAAUGACAAUUCAGAAUUACUGGACGGACACGGUUAAACAUACAAAACUGUAAAUGUGUUUUAUAUAUGUAAAUAAGUAUUUUAGAAUCUGUGAUGCAUAUCAAUGUAGGUCGCUCCUAAGUUUAUUUUGAAAAACAAGAUUGAAGUCCCUUUUUGCGGUUUUUUAUGUGUAUAAUUUAAAUAAAUUUGAAAUUCUUUACUGGCUUCCAAGAAAAUAUGUCUCUUUUUUAUCCACAUUAGUUAAUUGAAGUAAUUGAGCAUCAUUUCCAUAUUUCUGUUCAAAACUGGCAAAUCGUAAUGUUUCAAGAUUAUAGGUUUAAAACUACGUGGUUUUGUGAGCCUGUGGGUCAUUAAAAUCCACUUAUAUACCUAGAAUGAUUUAAAUGUUGUUUUAUAUCUUGUUUUUCGUAGUUAAAGCAGCAUCUAUUAUGUGAUUUUUUGUUACUUUUUACCUAUUUAUAGAAGCGUUUUUUGAAGUACAAAUUGUUCUAUUUUUUUGCUUUAAUUUUAUAUGUUAUACCUUUUUUAUAAUUCAUUUUUUGUUGUUUACUACAACCUUUCAGAAGUAAAGUUAAAUUAGUUUUUUCUAAAAUAAACUAAAAUUUUAUAAUAAUUAUAUCUAAGCUCACUAAUAAAGUAUACAAUCUUAGGAUGCUAUUUUUGUAACAUAGAGUAUAAUGUGUAAUAUUGUUAAAUUAAUAUUUGCAAUAAUUUUUUGUUAAUAAAGAAUUAGUUUUGUGAAGGUACAUGUAUAAAAUGUAAUUAAAAACAUACAAAAUACAGGCACUAAUUUAACUUUACUGGUAUAUUGUUUGUUGUUAUACGAUAGUGAACAGUAA
Cylas formicarius (sweet potato weevil) is the source of this 1801-nucleotide messenger RNA. RefSeq lists its product as uncharacterized. The record is from RefSeq and is a predicted model, not a curated record. The transcript has 3 exons. NCBI's taxonomy places the organism in Eukaryota, Metazoa, Arthropoda, Insecta, Coleoptera, Brentidae. The coding region runs from base 47 to 1015 and encodes 322 amino acids.